CUAUGCACAAUCUCUCCCCUGACCUUGGACCCUGCUUCACGAGCGUCAAUCACAGAAGGAGACACUUCGGAGAUUGAACUAACUUCACAUACACGAAAGGUAGGGGUUUAGCUAUUACUUCUUCCACGGUAUUGGAAAACCUAACCUUACGUUCGUCGAGCUGGGUGGUGUUAGUCCGCCUUAAUCAACAAUUGGAGUUAUGGAUUCUUCAGAUACAGAGCUUUUUCCUGCCAUUCAGGAGGUUUUGCUGGAGUUUCGUGCUGGUAAAAUGCAUAUGGAAGGAACACGUGUUGUUGCUGAUCCACGUAAAGGACUUGUUCGAAUUGGAAGAGGAGAAGAAGGAUUAGUUCAUAUUCAGUGGCUUGAUCGGAGUAGUAACACCAUUGAAGAUGAUCAAAUUGUUUUCCCUGAAGAGGCAGUUUUUGAGAAGGUUGGGCAAGCUUCCGGAAGGGUCUACAUAUUAAAGUUUCAGACAGAUGAUCGCAAGUGUUUCUUCUGGAUGCAGGAGCCCAGAGCUGAUGAAGAUGAAGAGCUGUGUAAAUCAGUCAACUUAUACCUCAAUCAACCAAUAGAUUUCCCUACUGAAGAAGAAGAAAACACUCUUGGUGAAGAUAUCUCAUCAAGGGCUGGAGAUUUAGUUGGACCAAGUACAGGUGCAGAAUUAAUUAGUGAUGUGUCCUCUUCAGGACCUGUUAAAUUGUCAGAUCUUCAAAGAAUAUUAAGUAAUAUUGGACCUUCAGGUGAGGCAGCAGAUCCUGAUGGAGGUUUAGGAUUGGGUGAUAUCUUGAAGCCUGAACUUAUAUUACCAUUGAUGGAGAAUUUAUCAUUGGAACAAGUGGCAUCCCAUUUGCCUGAGGGGCAAUGGAGUCCAGAAGAAUUAAUGGAGCUGCUACAAAGCCCUCCUUUCCGCCAACAAGUAGAUUCUUUCACUUAUGUGCUCAAGACUGGUCAAAUAGAUUUGACUCAAUUUGGAGUUGACCCGAGUAAAUAUAAGUUCACAGUGCUGUCUUUUCUUGAGGCUCUUGAAGAUUCUGUUGCUAAAACAUCUAAUUCCGAUGAGCCAAUGCAAGAUGCUGAGGAAUCUUGAUCAAGUAGCUGGUAGACUCAUUUGCAUAACAGAUAUUGAUUCAAAAGAUUACAGAUUUGUGUUUGUGGAUAUUGCAAGUGUUUUGUAUUUUGAGUUUAUAGACAUCUCGUGUACACAAAAAUUAGUAGAAGUUUUUAAGUUAUUUCGUUUUUAA
Messenger RNA from Lactuca sativa (garden lettuce), 1241 nucleotides. It is a transcript of the gene RPN13, whose product is annotated as regulatory particle non-ATPase 13. Gene Ontology annotation, cellular component: proteasome regulatory particle, lid subcomplex; cytoplasm; nucleus. NCBI's taxonomy places the organism in Eukaryota, Viridiplantae, Streptophyta, Magnoliopsida, Asterales, Asteraceae. The record is from RefSeq and is a predicted model, not a curated record. Gene Ontology annotation, molecular function: endopeptidase activator activity; proteasome binding.